AUGUAUUUUGUGCUUUUAGUUGGUGGUUUCUUGGGAGUAAGGUGGGUGAUUACGAGUGUGAAUUGCUGGUAUUAUGAAAGGAAGCUGGGGAAGAAGAGGGCAAAUUUGCCUCCAGGUGAUCUUGGUUGGCCUUUCAUUGGUAACAUGUGGUCUUUCCUCAGAGCUUUCAAAUCCAGUAAUCCCGAUUCUUUCAUCUCCACCUUUAUUACCAGAUUUGGACACACUGGACUUUACAAAGUGUUGAUGUUUGGCAGUCCUAGCAUCAUUGUUACAACACCAGAAGCAUGCAGGAAAGUUUUAACAGACGAUGAAUCCUUUAAACCGGGGUGGCCUUCAUCAACUGUAGAACUUAUUGGAAAAAAAUCAUUUAUUGGCAUUUCAUAUGAAGAACACAAAAGGCUUCGAAGAUUAACUGCGGCUGCAGUAAACGGACCAGAAGUAUUAUCUCUGUACGUGAAAUAUAUUGAAGAGAUCGUAGAAAAAGGUUUGGAGAAAUGGGCAGGCUUGGGAGAGAUUGAGUUUUUGACUGAACUCAGGAAGCUUACAUUCAGGAUAAUUAUGUAUAUUUUUCUGAGUUCAGAGAGUGAGCAAGUAAUGGAGGCAUUGGAGAGAGAGUACACCAUUCUGAAUUAUGGAGUUAGAGCAAUGGCAAUCAAUGUUCCUGGAUUUGCAUACCACAAGGCACUCAAAGCACGUAAGAAGCUGGUCGCUAUUUUCCAGUCCAUGGUCGAUGAGCGAAGGGAGAGGAGAAGGAAGAAUCUGUCGAAACAUAAGAAAGACAUGAUGGAUACUCUUAUGGAUGUGGAAGAUGAGAAUGGAAGAAGAUUGACUGAUGAAGAGAUCAUUGAUGUUCUUGUAAUGUAUCUGAAUGCAGGUCACGAAUCCUCAGGGCACAUCAUUAUGUGGGCUACCCUUUUUCUGCAGAAGCAUCCUGAAAUUUUUGAUAAAGCUAAGGCAGAACAAGAGACAAUUGUGAAAAAUAAGCCACCUGGUCAAAAGGGUCUAACACUAAAGGAAGUAAGACAAAUGGAGUAUCUUUCUAAGGUAAUUGAUGAAACACUUCGUGUGGUUACAUUCUCUUUCGUGGUCUUCAGAGAGGCAAUGAAAGAUGUCGAUGUUAGCGGUUACACCAUUCCUCGUGGAUGGAAAGUUUUGGUCUGGUUUAGGAGUGUUCACCACGACACGGAAACAUAUCUUGAGCCAAAGAAGUUUGAUCCUUCCAGAUGGGAUGGAUUUACACCCAAAGCAGGAAGUUUCCUUCCUUUUGGAGGUGGAAGCAGAUUGUGUCCUGGAAAUGAUCUAGCCAAGCUUGAAAUUUCAAUUUUCCUUCACUAUUUUCUUCUUGAUUACAAGCUUGAGCGUUGCAAUACUGCUUGUCCGGUAAUGUACUUGCCACAUUGUAGGCCUAAAGAUAACUGCUUGGGAAUAAUACAAAAAACCUCUCGUAUAGUCGACAAGAAUUUACCAGAGUUCCAGGAGGCAAUGGAUGCUCAAGAAGCACUAUCACGGGAAGGCGACUAG
This is a messenger RNA of Fraxinus pennsylvanica, 1521 nucleotides long. The record is from the annotation of a GenBank genome assembly. Lineage: Eukaryota; Viridiplantae; Streptophyta; Magnoliopsida; Lamiales; Oleaceae.